Molecule: messenger RNA, 1050 nt
Organism: Mucor velutinosus
Lineage: Eukaryota; Fungi; Mucoromycota; Mucoromycetes; Mucorales; Mucoraceae
Exons: 2
Coding region: 1-1050 (349 amino acids)
Biological process (GO): vesicle fusion; exocytosis
Cellular component (GO): plasma membrane; SNARE complex
Molecular function (GO): SNAP receptor activity; syntaxin binding
Source: RefSeq, a predicted model, not a curated record
AUGUUUUGGAAAAAGAAGGAAAAGAAGGAAGAAUCUACCAACCCUUUUGAAUCAGGUAGCCAACCAUCCUCUCCUGCUCCAUCGUACUCUCCUGCUCCUUCCUAUACCUCGCAGCAACCAUCACAAGAAUAUACCCCUUCUGCUGCUUCUGGUGGUAGUCGAUACGGUCGUUAUAACAAUGGCAAUGAUAUAGAUCAAAGAAAUCAACUGUUUGGUGGACAAAAUGAUAGUCAGGAUUCAUACAACAGCAGAGGCAACGACUACUCAUCACGACCUCAGCAGAAUGCCCGUCAUCAGAGCGAUUAUGGUAACAGUAGAACUGGCCGGGGAGGCAAUCUGUAUGGCAAUGGUGAUGAGGAUGAGGACGACGAGGAUGUACAAGUGGCUGGUAUGAAGCAACAAAUCAAAAACAUCAAGCAAGAUUCCUUGGCAAGCACUCGUCUUGCGCUGCAAAAAAUCAAUGAAACAGAAGCCACAGCCGCCAACACCAUGAACAUGCUUGGCCAGCAAUCAUCCCAAAUUGCCAAUGUCAAUAGACAUUUAGAUCUGUCCAAGGCUUACUCUGACAAGGCAUCCAACCAAGCAGACGAACUGAAGCAGCUCAACCGAUCUAUCUUUAUCCCUGUUGUGUCCAAUCCAUUCAGAAGAAAGGAAAAGGAGAGAAGAGAAUUGGAGAGCAAGCAGAGAGAUCAUGCGGAACAUAUGGCUGAGCGCGACAAUAUCCGUCAAUUCGAGUACGAGUCCAAUGCUCGUAUUCAAGAGACUGCGCGUAUGAACAGCAAUCAACGCACGGAGAGAAGAGGUCGCUCAGAAGCAGAUCGUCGUAAAUACCAGUUUGAAGAAGAUUCCGAGGACGAUGCGAUUGAGGAUGAGAUUGAUAACAAUUUGGACUUGUUGGGUGAUGCCACUUCUCGAUUGAAGAACAUGGCUGUGACAAUGAACACAGAGCUGGAUCGUCAAAACAGUGAACUGAACAAGACAAUCAACAAGGUGGAUCCAUUGAGCAGAAAGUUGAUUGCUACUACAGAUAAAUUAAACAGAACAAGAUAA